UAAGAGAGGCAUUUCCCUCUGCUGUUGGGGGGAUUAGGUGGGUUUUAUCUGGGAUUAUACAUGAAACACUGGAGAAACAGGGUCUCUUAAUGGGCAGGGGUUAAUACUUGGCACCCGAGACCAGAGACCAUUUAAAAGCACUCUCGCAAUCCUCAAACUGUCUCAUUUGUUAGUAGAUUCGUAAGAACAAAGGCUCAGUUCCGGUGCUGAUACAGCUUUUCCAUCAAGAAGGUUGUGGAAUUUCCAGGUCUGGAUGGUGAUAUAGUGUGUAGAACCUGAGGAACCCUGAAGAUGAAGUCCACUGAAGGAGAAGAGGGGAAUUCUGGAGGAAAUGAAGCAGCAGGGGAGCAUAAGGACACAUCCCCAGAAGAGAAGGAGCUCUGUACUCAGCGGAGUGGGAUGGAGGAGCAGCUCCCUGAACAAGAGCAAAAGACUGCGGCCACAUCUGAACCCUCAGCCGCCGGCUGUAUCCCAGAUCUUUCCGGUGUAGAUGCCGAGCAGUUCUUCAAAAUACUGGCCAACAGUCAGAGUCGGCGGAUGGAUGACCAGCGCGUGCCGCUCAGCAUGCUGCCGGGGACGCAGAUCUUUUCCAGCAAAGGAAGCGCAUUAAUGAACCAGUGGGAAUCAGACCAGCUGUGCAAGUUCAUCCUCAGAGCACAGCGCUUUAGGAUGGAGGACCAGAGAUGCACUCUUCCACAGAUCAUCCUGACUCCAGAGACCCCCGUCAACCAGAGAAAGAGUUACUCCAGACCCCAUUCCCCAACUCACGACCCGGACUUCACCAAGCCCCCGCCUAGAUCUGCCUCUUUCAGCCCCACCUCGGAAAACGAGAAGACGGAGCACAAUAAUAACGUCCAGCCCCCGACUCUUUCUCCAGAGGAGCAGGAUCGGCUGCUGACUCUGGUCUGUCAGGCACUGCGGGGAAGAAUGGAGGACCAGCGCUGUUAUCUGGACCCCAGCAUGAGAAGGACACAGCCUCCACAGGGGAUUGAGAACAUGAUCCCUAAUGGAAUAGAUCCUGAGCAGUUUUUUAAACUGGUGGCCAAAAUCCAGAGUAACAGGCUGGAUGACCAGCGGGUAGCGCUCAACUUUUUACCAGGGAUACAAACACCCAGCGGCGAAGUGCAGAAACCUCUAACUGUAGAGGAAACUGAAAGGUUAUACAACCUGAUCUCCAAGGUGCAGUCUCACAGGAUGGAAGAACAGCGUUGCUAUGCACCCAAUAUACAACUGGGGACUCCAGCACCAAGCCGGAAGAACUGGGAUGGAAAUAGCAGCCCUAUGCAGAACCUGCCUGGACCAGGAACAUCCAGCAAGACAUCCAGGAGAUCAUCAGCACCAGUCUGCCCUCCUUCAGUGACAAAUCAGCACCAGAAUCACAGCAGCCACACUGCUCACACAGCAAAGAUACCAGUCAGUGCCGACCAAGGGCAGUACUUGUCCAUGGCCCAUAAAAUGCAGAAAUGGAUAUACAACCACGGACAUUCCACCGAUCCCACUGCACUAAACACAGAACAGUUCUUCACCCUUGUGGCCAACUCUCAGAGCAAACGAAUGGAUGACCAGAGAACUACAAUGCCAGAAGUCAGAACGGAGAAACCAUUCGUUCCACAGAUCAUCCUGACCCCGGAGUCGCCUGCACCCAGGAGAGCUUCCUCCAGACCCACGUCCCUCACACAGGAUCCAGACCUGCUCACCAAGCCUCCACCAAGAUCUGCCACUUUCAGCCCCGUCUCAGAGAAAGAGAGGACUCAGUAUGAUAAUGUUUCCACCAAGCUUACCUUCAAAGUGUCCGUAUGCCUCACUGCUCCCAAACAGCAGAGUAACUCAGACGGUCAGCAGAGUUCUUCCCCAGACGUGUUCCUGACGAUUGGAACACCAGCAGGGAAAAAUUUUCUCCUUCCACUCACUCCUAUGGUUUGCGGACCCCCAUCUCUUGAGACGACACCCCGGCCCAGGAGACACCGCUCCAGGUCUUCCUCACCCUACCGAGCUCAUGGACGAACGUCCCACCCCAGACCCUCCUCUCCUAGGCCUGCACCUCAUCCUCCACCCAUUGGAACUGAUGAAGAUUACUUCUCCCUCAUUCACAGAGUCCACACAGCUCAGCUUCAGCAGGGAAACGCCGCAGAGAAGAGCCGGGAGCCAGGGAAGGGAAGAGAACGAGGGGAUGGGAGGAGAGAGAGAAAGGAUAGAGUGAAAAGAAAAUAAGCAUUAUGAAUGUACACUGAGCUCAGCUGCCAAUUUAUCAGAAACACAUACUUUACUAAAUUAAACCAAGGUUUAAAACUGUGUGAAAUAAAUGAUUAUGAAGGAUUA
Messenger RNA from Astyanax mexicanus (Mexican tetra), 2319 nucleotides. RefSeq lists its product as uncharacterized. The transcript is spliced from 11 exons. Lineage: Eukaryota; Metazoa; Chordata; Actinopteri; Characiformes; Acestrorhamphidae. Bases 292 to 2211 code for a protein of 639 amino acids. Gene Ontology annotation, molecular function: guanyl-nucleotide exchange factor activity; protein binding. The record is from RefSeq and is a predicted model, not a curated record.